Molecule: messenger RNA, 6254 nt
Organism: Parasteatoda tepidariorum (common house spider)
Lineage: Eukaryota; Metazoa; Arthropoda; Arachnida; Araneae; Theridiidae
Biological process (GO): tRNA wobble uridine modification; tRNA methylation
Cellular component (GO): nucleus; cytoplasm
Molecular function (GO): tRNA (5-carboxymethyluridine(34)-5-O)-methyltransferase activity; tRNA binding; S-adenosylmethionine-dependent methyltransferase activity
Source: RefSeq, a predicted model, not a curated record
UUGAUGCAAAAGGAAGACCAACUUGUAAGCUCUUCCUCGGACAUUUCGCGCAGUUUUCUUCAAAUUUGAAGUUUAGAAAAGCAACUUUUCUUCCACGUGGUGGCGUCUGCUCUCUAACUAAGAAGUAACUAUACAAUUGGAUAAUAGUGAAGGAGUUAUUAUGAACCAACAUUUAAAAAUGCCUUGAUAUUUCCUUGAAACGCUAUCUAUCUUAGCAAGAAGCCAUGUCCAAAGAAAAGCAUUCCAGAUCAGUUGCUUUGGAGCUUGAUUAUGUCCGUGAAGUUUAUGAUAGAAUUGGCUAUGAUCUUUCAUAUGCAAAAGAUCCAUUAAAGAAUACAGUAAAUAAGUUCUUAGAUAAUUUGGAACCUGGAAGCAUUAUUGCUGAUAUAGGUUGUGGUGAUGGUCGGCAUUUGAGGAACGAUAAAGGAUUCUAUUCUGUUGGUGCUGACUAUAGCAUUCAGCAAACACAACUUGUCCGGCAACGAUGUCAUGAGGCCAUUUUGGGAAACAAUUUAUAUCUGCCGCUAAGAACUGAGUCAAUUGAUGGUGUCCUUAGCGUUGGUGUGAUUCAUCACUUGUCUUCAAAACAAAGAAGAAUCCAAGCUCUGCAAGAAUUAGCAAGAGUGAUGAGAAUAGGUGGAAAAAUUUUAAUAACAGUUCGAAUGCGGGACCCUCAGCAUACUCAAGAUGUCCUAAUGCCUUGGUACGAUGUGAUAAAAGUGAAGAAAACAAAAGAAGACUCCCUCCUGACACAGGAUAGUGGUGAAGGUGACCUUGGAGAUGAAAGUGGUGAUUCUAUCAGUUUACCUUCCAGUGAUGAUGAGGAAGACCAAAACAUUAUUUCCAAAAUAAACCAUUCCCAAAGAUUUCUCAACACUAAGCAAAACCUUGCUGCUGAUAAAAAAUCUAAAAGUCUUGAUUGUGAUUUUCAAUAUUCCAAUGGUGUGCCAAACUCUCAGCAUUCAGUUCCCAUGCAAUAUUGUUACAACUUUGUCCGCAACGCAUUUCGGCGACUUUCCACCACUGGUGCGGAUUGUAUAUCCAACAAUACAGCUAGGGACAUGGUGGACUCAGCUAUUGUGACUUCUCCUACUGAAGAAUAUGGUCAUCAAUUAUAUCAAACAGAAAACACAGCAAUAGCUUGGGAUGACUCAAUCCAGAAAAAAGUAGAUGACAACUAUAUUGAACUUUUAAAUAUUGAUGAACAAAUAGACAUACCUCUUGAUCAUCAGACAAAACUAAUUGACGAAACAAAACUUUGGUGCCAUUCUACUGAAAAAAUUCCAAAACCUCUGCACCACCAAAAGCGAAAGAAACCCAAACGAUUAAUUAGAUCUUUAAGUGAUGCGUUUAAAACUAUCCCUUCUCUGUGGUCGAGUAAAGAAGUAAAAUCUUGUUCAGAUUUAAAAAGUCAAACAAUAUCCUUGCAGGAUAUUGCUAAAGAAGGCAAAAUAAGGAAACUAAACUUAGCAAGAUCUAAAACAACAGCCACGUGCAGUUCCUCAUUUGACACCUUUCAAACUCUCGAAGAGAUUAAAGAAAUGGAAAUGUCAGUUAGUGAAGCAGAAAAGAUAAUAGAUUAUUUUUUAGAAUCCUCUGUAUUAAAGAUUGAAACCGUAAAGCCUAAUAUCUACCAACCAGAAAAUCAGAACGUACCUGAUGUUUCGAAUUCAGACGUUAUGAACGGUAAUGCUCCUCAAAUAACAGAAGACCUUUUACAAAAUCAUGGUACACUGCCAUAUUACAAUAGAAAAAAUUCUCCGAACGAUAUUUGUCCAAAAUAUCCAAGCACUAGUGAUAUUUGUGGUUGUUUAAAUAAACAUAAGAAAUACCAUUCCUUAGAAUCCUUUGAAUAUGAUAAUCUAAAUUCUUCCGUAAACAACGAAACUCUAACCAGUUGGACAAAAGGUGAUUUUAACAACUCUGGAAUAAAUUGUAAUAAAGCGUGUUUGGAUAGGAAUCCUUUUGAAAGAGAUGUAACUGUUACAAAUUCGUGUUUAUCUGCACAGAUAACAAACUCUUUAAGAAUAAGUGAACUAAGUAAACUUCCGUUAAGUUCUAACUUGAAUGAUGUUGAAUUUGAUGAAAGAACUCUAAAAUGCAAUGAAAACUGUAACAAUGCUCCAUAUCAUGAUAGUUUUCCUCAUCAAAAUAAUGUCCUUCAAGAUGAAUGCUUAGAUGAAGAGAAAAAUUCUAUCGGUCAGCUUUACAAUGAACAAUUUCAAAACGCACCCAUUUUGUGUGAAAAUAUGGAAACCAUAGAUAUGGCGAGUCAAAAUAAGCUGAAAGUUAAUCGCAAAUUUAGUGUUAGAUCAUCCUCAGGCCAAAAUAUUUCUUCCAAGCGCAGUGACAGUCUACAGAAUACAAUUUAUCGGACACCAUACCUUAAACCCAUCGGGCCUUUUUAUGACGCUGAACCAGAUGAUAAUAGUUUUUUGUCAACUUAUACAUCAAUGCCUGAGCUCUACAACUUAUCUGAAUUCUAUCAAGAAUAUUGUAUUUACAAAUGCACAUCAAAAAAUCGAACUAGUUGGGAUUUGUUCUAUAAUUCAAUUGAGAAUAUUAAUAGCCUACCUUCGAAUUCAAAUGAUGACGUAAGCAAUGGUGAUGUGUUUUUAAAAAAGAGCAUACGACAAAUUCAUGGAGUAAAUUCUGCAUCAAAAAAGCGUAAAGAAAAGCUAAGAGCAAAAAUGCUCCAAGAUAGAGAUAUUGGUAUAACCUUCAAAAAUUUUGGGACAGAAAAUACUUCACGAACUAUGCUUGACAAAAAAUUGAUACGUGAUCUAAACUUUGAAAUAGAUAAUGAAAGUGUAUUUGAGAAUUUAAAAAAUUAUAAGAGCUCAAAGCAGGAACAUGUUUUGUCUAGUAAAAUCAAUGACCUAGCAAAGUCACAAGUUUCAACUGACAUCAAUGAUAUGUUAGCAUUUGAAUGCCACAGCACUGAUAAGUACGAUGUUUUGCGUUCCAAUUUACAAAAAACGUCCAUUCUUAAUGCUCAUAAUUACCCGCUAGUGGACACAAAUAUUGAUAAAACAUCAUCACACAGUCACAAAAGGGCGAAACCACCUUUAAAAUUAAAUUACCUUAAUUCUGAAAUGUCAUAUAUUACGAAUAAGAACUCUGGUUCUUCGACUAGUGAAAAACAUACUUCUGGUCUAAAAGAGUUAACAGCAGCUUCAAGGCAGUUUCAAAUUCUCCCAGAAUUUCCUAAAAUAAAUGAGAUGGUUUGUACUGAAAACUCUAUACCAAGAAAUUUAAGCACAAGCACUUCGCACACCAAAAUUAUUGAACAAAACAAAUCAACGAAUCUGGAUGAAACUCGUGACUCUGCUCAUAAGAAUUUAGUUUUUACUUUAAAAGGUGAGACAGAAAUAUCCGAUGAACAUGCUAGUGGCCAAUCAACACAGACUAAGCACAUAAAAAUAAAAAAUGAGGAUUUCACAUCUUAUAGUAGAAUGGGAACAGUAGGUCGCAAAUUCUCUCUGAAUAUGUCAGAGACAAUGUACAACCAGCAUAUUGAUAAAAAAUGUGAAGUUUGUUUGCAACUUACAAAUAAUAACUUGCGUUCUUUCAAACACCCCAUCCAAGACAAAAAUGUCACUGAAGGUUUAUAUCAAGAUAACACAAAUUUUAAAAUUCAGGAGCUUGAAAAUAUUGUUCACAAAGAAAACGUCCAAACUAAAUUAUUAUCUAAGUCAUCAUCAUCAAAACUUCCACUAAUGGAUCAUAAUAACUUUGCAAGUGAUUAUUUUGAAAAUGAAACGGAGAAAAACACAAAUUACAUAUCAGAAACUGAUUGUGUCGAAAGACAUUCCAAUAGAAAUAUAUUUACUUCUCAAACCCAAAAUGGUGCUAAACCGAAACAUUCUUCAUUUAUAAAUAUUCAUUCCUGUCAGGAUUUUGCUGCUAAAAAACAAUAUUCCCUGAACUCCAGUAGAUUUAAUUCUGAGAGCAAAGACAGUAGUAAACUUCGAUCAAAACUAAAUAAUUAUUCUCAAACUUCUCAAGAAAAUUCUACUCAAAGAACACGAAAUAAGCAGGUUGAUUCAAUGCCCCAAAAUAUAAAUUAUUCUUAUGGAAAUGUACAGGAAGAAGGUGCUUCUGUUGCUAUGCAUAGAUAUCAUCAUUUAUUUGAACAAGAUGAGCUUGAUGACCUAAUAGAAAACUUCGUUGAUGACUUGCAUAUUUUAGAGACAUUUAAAGACCAAUUUCAUUGGUGUAUAAUAGCUGAAAAAGUUAGAGUGUGGACAAUAUGAACGUAUCGAUAUAGUUAUUAUUUAAAAAAUAUAUUUUUGUUUCUGUUUUAAAUAUUUAAGUCAGCUUUUUGUCCAAAUUUAAGUGUAUUAUAAAACUUCAAAAGUGUCAUAAUAAUAAUGGAGUCAUAAAGUAGUUUUUAUAAAGUAGUUUUAUAACUUAUUGGAACAGCAGUAAUCAGCUGAAUAUAUAUAUGAUGAUUUUUUUAUAUUUAUAAAGAUCCAAAGCUUUGUUUUGAAAAUAAAGAUAUUUAAUAUGUUAGGGUUGUAAAUGAAAUGCGAUGCAUUUUCGUUAUCUGUUAUUAAAAUCAAGAGUACUUCAAGAUAGACACCCAAAAUGUAAUUUGCCAAACACAGACACAAGAAAGAAAUUUUACAUAUUUUGCUAUUGUUAUAGACAUAUACAUUUUAAAAAAGUCAAUUUUAUUUAAAAUGCCUAAAUGCAUCAAAGAAUUCUAGAAUUUAAAUUAUUUACCGCACAGAUUUAAGUGCCAAUCAUGUAAUACAGAACUAACUGAAUAAAACUUGAAUGGAUUAAACCUCCUGGAAAAGAGAAGGCCUCAGCAUGGGUUAACAUAAACAAAAUAUUUGAUCAUUUAGUAGUCCAGACGCAAUGAUAUAUUUCGUUAUUACCUCCACAGCGCAGUUUAUGUUCGUUACAACGGACUACUAAAUUGAUCCGUGUGGAGGCCUUCUCUCUUCUACGAGAUGUAAAUCAAACGUGUUUUGACUAGAUGAAAAAAAUUCUUUUUUGAUGGCAAACAUCUCAAUUAAAAGUUAUUGCAAAGUUUUUUUUCUGUCAUAUAUCAUUAACUUUUGUUCAAACGUAUUGUCAGAUAAAAAUAUAAACGUGAUUGGCGGGUGUCAUUUGCGGUACCUUCCCUGUAACUGCAAAUGCGUAAAUACUUCAUAGGAAAUUGAUUAUAUUUGCAUAAAAUCAUAAAAGUUGUGCUUAUUUUUACUAUUUUGCAUAUAAUUUUAAAGUUUUUGGUAUUUUUCAGUUCAUUAACUAACUGUUUUAUAACUGGCAGAAUUAUACAAUGUUUAAAGGCAACAGAAACAGAUGUUUCACCCAAAAGAACUUAUAUGUUAUCAGAUGAGAUAAUCAAAAUGUGUAAGCUCAUGGUUAGCCAAAGAUUUAAAAUUGCCUCAUUAUCACCAAAACCACCAUCAGUUAAAAGUUUCAGCAGAAUGUUUCUAAUAACUAAGUCACUUAACAUGCUGUACCACUAAAACCCAAACAUCCUCGGGAAAUGUUAAGUAAGCACAUUUCAAUACAACUCCUUUUGGCUUUUUUUUUGGUUCAGUCUAACGUAUAAUAAUAAACUCAGUAGUUAUCAUUUUUUUAAUGUCAUUACUUAAAUCAAUACUAAACUAUAGAUAUGUGUUAGCGUUCAAGUGUUGCACUCUUUCUUUGUAACUUUAUUAACUCCAUUGUGCCAACAUCAAUUUAUAUUUUACUCCACAAAAUCUUUUUAUCAAAAUAAUCUAAAUUCGAUCACUUUAAUCGAAGAAUAAAGAUUUAAUUAUUACAGUUAACAAAGCACCAUAAUAAGGAUAUCCAUAGAAAUGUAUUUUACUGAAUCUUGAAUAAUUCUGGUGCUAUGAUCGUGAUUUUUAUUAGUUUUCAAUAUUUCUAUAUUAUCCAUAAUUAUAAAUAUGCUUUACUUCCUAAAAAAAUUGUAGAGUAAAUACUGUUAAAACUGACAAAUUAGUAAUUCGUUCAAAUUCUAUGCAGGAUAUUUUAUUUUAUUACGUACAUACACCAAAUUUUAUAUGUUUUUCAUUUAUAUUCAUUUUUUAUUGCAUUAAAAUUAACAACUUGUUAAUUUUAUAUAUUUUUACAUAUCUUAGCUGAAGAUGAACUGAUAAUACGUCACCACUGACUUACGUUCAAGCAUGCUUCUCAAUGUGAGCUUGAAAAAAUCUUUACCACAAUUUAUUGUAAAACUUGCUUGCUAAUGUAAUUCAGUUAAUAAUAAUAAUGUUUUAUAUCACUUA